CUUUUAAAUCCGUCGUCCUUCUAGCUAGUGUUGCCCACCUUGAUUUGCUCGUACUUUGAUUCUUUCUGCCUCUGCGUACGUGCGUGAGAGAGCUAAGCAUAGAGCUAGUGGAGUGGACCGGCCUCACUCGAUCUCAGUUCUCGAUCGAUCUCUUCUUCGUCUUCUGCGUCGUCGUCGUCGUCCAGCGGUGAGCUAUCAGGGUAGCAGCCAUGGCCGGAGUCGGGAGGAACAUGCUGGCGCCGCUCUUGGUGCUCAACCUCAUCAUGUACCUCAUCGUCAUCGGCUUCGCGAGCUGGAACCUCAACCACUUCAUCAAUGGCCAGACCAACUACCCAGGCGUGGCGGGCAACGGCGCGACGUUCUACUUCCUGGUGUUCGCCAUCCUGGCCGGGGUGGUGGGCGCGGCGUCCAAGCUGGCGGGCGUCCACCACGUGCGCGCGUGGCGCCACGACAGCCUCGCCACCAACGCGGCCUCCUCCCUCAUCGCGUGGGCCAUCACCGCGCUCGCCUUCGGCCUCGCCUGCAAGGAGAUCCACAUCGGCGGCCACCGCGGGUGGCGCCUCCGCGUGCUCGAGGCUUUCGUCAUCAUCCUCGCCUUCACGCAGCUGCUCUACGUGCUCAUGCUCCACACGGGCCUCUUCGGUGGCGGCGACGGCGCCUACCGGGACCACGACUACGGCGUUGGCGCCGGUGCUGCCGCCGGCGAGCCCAAGGGGACAGCGAGGGUCUGAUCGAUGAUCUCCCCGACACGGGGUCACGCAAGAAUAAACGAUAAUACAUACUUGAUGGUCAUUUUGUGUGUGUGACAGUGUGACUGUGAGGCUCUGCCUCUGUGUGCAGCAGUGCAGUGUAAGCUCUGUGCUCUCGCCUUUAAUUACACUACUAGUUGUUUAGCGUUGUGUGUUGGGUUUGUGUAGCUUGUACAUGUGUGUAUGUGACCGUACCUAGUACGUACUUUGAUCGUAGUAGCUAGGUGUGCACGUCAUGGCCUGUAUUUUGCUCGCAUGGAAGUGCCGUCCUCAAUUAAUUACUCCUUGUCACCGAAAUCGGAUCAUGUUGAAGUCGUUAAUGUUUGUUUUGA
Messenger RNA from Oryza sativa Japonica Group (Japanese rice), 1081 nucleotides. RefSeq names its product membrane protein PM19L-like. NCBI's taxonomy places the organism in Eukaryota, Viridiplantae, Streptophyta, Magnoliopsida, Poales, Poaceae. The record is from RefSeq and is a predicted model, not a curated record.